Thermothielavioides terrestris NRRL 8126 is the source of this 2557-nucleotide messenger RNA. RefSeq names its product glycoside hydrolase family 76 protein. NCBI's taxonomy places the organism in Eukaryota, Fungi, Ascomycota, Sordariomycetes, Sordariales, Chaetomiaceae. Bases 184 to 2433 code for a protein of 749 amino acids. The record is from RefSeq and is a predicted model, not a curated record. Gene Ontology annotation, biological process: carbohydrate metabolic process. The transcript has 2 exons.
CGCGAGACCUUCAUUUUUUGAAAGUUCAACCUACAGACACCACACCUCGAACCGUUCAACUGGACAUUGGUAAUGGGUAUUAUUAUCCGCCUUUCUUUGGAUCCUGCGACCGGAUAACGGGACGCCAGCUCUGCCUUGCACUCAGGGCCACUCUUUCACCAAUCUACGUACAUACACGGCAGCAUGCUGGUUGAGUGGGCCGUGGUCGCUGCGGCGGCCACGGCUGUGUCCGCCGUCUCUCCUUGGUCUUCCCUCCCUUUCAAACCGAAAGAUGGCGCCAGGGGCAACGACAACCGCCCGCCGCUCUCGGACGACCGCGUGUUCCACGACAUGUUGACGGCUUUGAGCGACCUGCAGGACGCCUACUUCCAGCGCUGGGUUGGGACGUGGCCCGAGGGUAUCGACUGGACGCGCGCUGUUACGAGCACCCACGUGGCCGCCACGCUGCGCGUCAUCUCGGACGCCCUCGAGCUCAGCCUGCCCGACCCGCCCGGCGAGUGCGCGGUCCGCAAGGCGGAGGUCAUAUCGGGCUACUUCGCCGACGUGAUCGCCUACUACUUCGCCGAGGACGCCUUCGCUAUCCGCAACCAGGCCUACGACGACAUGCUCUGGGUCGUGCUGGGCUGGCUCGAGUCGAUCCAGUUCGUCGACGAGCACGGCCGGCUCGCCUCCCGCAUGGCCUCCGUAGGGCUGCAGCGCACUCUGCCCGGGGCCUGCGAGACGUGGUACGGCAGCGGCUGGACGCCCGCCUUCGCCCACCGCGCCAGGGUCUUCUGGGAGCUGGCCGCCAAGGGCUGGGACACGACGCUGUGCGGCGGCGGCAUGCUGUGGAACCCGGGGCUGAUGCCGUACAAGAACGCCGUGACCAACCAGCUGUUCAUCUCCGCCUCCGUCGGCAUGUACUUGCACUUUCCGGGCGACAGCAACCCGUCGCCCUUCGGCUUCGGCACGCCGCUCGAGCCGCACGACCCGGCCUUCCUCCGCGCGGCCCGCGACGCCCACGCCUGGCUGGCCGCGUCCAACAUGACCAACGCGCAGGGCCUCUACGCCGACGGCUUCCACAUCUCGGGCCGCAACGGCAGCACACGCUGCGACCUCCGCGACGAGAUGGUCUACACGUACAACCAGGGCAUCAUCCUGUCGGGCCUGCUGGGCCUGUUCCGUGCCACCGGCGAGCCGCGCUUCCUGCGCGAGGGCCACGCGCUGGUCGAGAACGUCGUGCGCGCCACCGGGUGGGAUCUCGAGCGCGACGCACCGAUGGACGCUCUCGAGUUUGAUUUCACCACAGACCCCGGCUCCCGCGUCACUUCCGGUUCCGGUUCCGGCCCCAGGCCUGGCUUCGGAUUCAGACAGCAGACGACGAAGACAAAGACGAAGAAGGACCAGAAAAAGACGACUAGCACGAAGCCCCCGCGCCCGCCGCGGCUGCCCCCGUGGCGCGGACUCGGCCGCGCGGGCGUGCUCGAGGAGGCGUGCGACGCGUCGGGCACCUGCUCGCAGGACGCGCAGACGUUCAAGGGCAUCUGGAUGCACCACUUUGCGGCGUUUUGCGCGCCCGACGCGCUGCGGCCGCGCGCCGGUCCCAGCGCCGCCACCACCACCACCACCUCCUCCUCCUCCUCCUCCGCCACCACCAACACCACCAACACCGCCCCAGCAGCAGCAACAGCAACAACAGCAGCAACAGCAGCAGCACAACCAGCCCCAGAUUUUCACGCAACCGCCUGCCGCCGCUACCUCCCCUGGCUGCGGCACAACGCGCGCGCGGCGCUGCAGACCCGCGACGCGCGCGGGCUGUUCGGCAUGUGGUGGACCGCGGGACUGCUGCUGCCGCAGAACCACGGCCAGGACCACGGCCAGGACCACGACCAUUACGACCACGACCACGACUACGAUGGCCUCGAUGGCCUCGACGAUGGCGACGCGGGGCGCGGGGAGGCGCUGGCGCUGGCGUUGGAUUUGUAUUUGGAGGAGCUAGCGCGGGAGCGAGAGUGGGAGCGGGAGGGGGGAAGGGAGGAGGGGGGCCAGGUGGUGGAUUAUCGGAACUGGGGCGUGCCGAGGGAUGCGGUGUGGAUGAAGCUUGCUGAUGCGGAUCAGCAUAGCGACGAUCAUGAUGAUGGCGGUGGUAGUGGCAGUGGUAGUGGUAGUGGUGGUAGAAGCAGUGGCGGCGGUGAUGCUGGUGCUGGCGCAGGUGGGCAGGGCCAGAAGCCCUUGGGCGGCACCGGCGGCCGUCACGGCCAGGUUGCUGCGGGGAGGGCCGCCGCGGGUAAUGAUGACAAUAACCUGGGGAAGAGGGGGGAGCAGGAGGUCCUGGGCGCCGCCGCCGGCGCAUCCGACCCGAACCUUCGCGGGCGGGGGCGCACGGUGGAGACGCAGGGCGGCGGGCUCGCGCUGCUGCGGGCGCUGUGGGUGGUUUCGAGACAUGAGUUAUGACGGGCGGCGUUGCUGGGCUUUCUUUGCACUUUGCGUGGCUGGCAUGGUUGGUUAGAAGGCGCUUGCUUGAACGCACCUGGGAUUGUUUAUGGUUAGGCUGGCAUUCCUGUUGUUAUUCGCUCAC